Messenger RNA from Rotaria sp. Silwood1, 771 nucleotides. NCBI's taxonomy places the organism in Eukaryota, Metazoa, Rotifera, Eurotatoria, Philodinida, Philodinidae. The record is from the annotation of a GenBank genome assembly.
AUGAAGAUGAAUAAACUCGAUGAAGCCGAAAAACAUCUUCGUUAUCUUCAGGACACGAUGCCGGAUAAUCAUAAAGAUGUUAUUUCUUUGUAUUCUAAGCUCGGAGACCUCGCAUUUGCUAAAGAUGACUUAACAAAAAGUCUCCAUUGGUAUCAACGAGCAUUAAAACGAAAAAACCAAACGCUCAAAUGGGAUGAUCUUAAUAUUGCCGAUAGUUACAAUAGUAUUGGAAGUGUCUUUGCAAAGCAAAAAGCUCAUGAAGAAGCACAUAAAUCUUAUAACAAAGCUAUGGAGAUUUGGAAGCGAAAUUUCGGUGACGAACAUUUGGCUAUUGCAACAUGUCUCAGUAACAUAGGCACGGUCUAUGAUAGUGAGAAACGAUACUUCGAUGCACAUCAGUGUCACAAUCAGGCUUUGAUGAUUCGUAGAAAACAUCUUCCUCCUGAUCAUCCAGAUGUGGCUAUAUCGUUACAUAAUUUGGGUGUUGUUCACAAAAACAUUGGUGACUUGAAAAAAGCGCUACAAUAUUUCGAAGAGUCACUUCUAAUUAAACAAAAGUCACUUUCAUUCCGGCAUCCAUCCAUUGCCUUAACAUGGGAGAAUAUGGCUUCUGUUUAUGAACAGGAUCUUGCAUUUCAGAAAGCGCUUAUGUAUUACGAAAAAGCGGCUGAAUGUUAUAGUUCUGAGGAUGCGUCUACCAAGAAAAAACUUGCUAAUGUUGAACAAAAAGUACAACGUGUCAAGUCUAAAAUGCCAAAAAGGUCACGCUAA